Schistocerca serialis cubense is the source of this 1814-nucleotide messenger RNA. Its product is annotated as MAPK regulated corepressor interacting protein 2-like. Lineage: Eukaryota; Metazoa; Arthropoda; Insecta; Orthoptera; Acrididae. The record is from RefSeq and is a predicted model, not a curated record. The transcript has 6 exons. The coding region runs from base 334 to 819 and encodes 161 amino acids.
UUAAGAUGUAAUUUAUUACUUGAAAUUCAAUUUCCCCAACAAGAACAUUCGAAGAGUUAAAUAUGUUUCUUCCCGCCCUCUUGGCAGCGUGUGAAUAGUAGUGACUGAGUCAGAGCGGGAGUGACAGAGGAAGGAUGAAGGAGUGGGAGGGGUAGAUGUUCAUGUCAAACUAGCUUCGUAAAUAUAAACAAAGCCUCGCAGUUCAAGAAAGUGCCAUUGUUUUGUGCCUAAAGGAAACAGAGGAAGCGUGGUGAUUUGUUGCUCUGCAACGUGAUUUCUACCAAAGCGUCUAGACACAGAUGGAUAAAAAAUAAUUCAUUAUCCUUUUCAGACAUGAGUGUGCUGAACAAGAAACUUGAGAAGGAUGUGAUGGAAGAAAGCAGUGUAGAUGUUGGAGUAUUGAAACGGAAAGACAAGUUGGAUGUUUUAAUUCUUAACACAGGACAUCUUACUAGAAAGACAACUUAUACAAAGAAGAAGAGAAACCAAAGAACCCUUGUUAACUUCAAUUUACCAAGACCUCAGAUGCAGUCACUGAAUGGGAAGAGACCAAAUAGUCAGCGAAUGCAGCCAGAUAUAACUACUCCACAACACGAUGAUUUAAUUAAAUACAUAUGUGACUCGUGGAACAAAGUCACAAGAGAACUAGAAAACUUUAGUCAAAAUGGAUCUGAAAAUGGGAAAGGAGGUCCUUGUGUUCUUUAUUAUGCAGAACAAGAUACAAAUCCUCAGUUGAAAGAUUUUGAACCUUUUGAUCUGGAAGCUUGGUGGGGCCAACGUGUUGUUAAGAAUUACAAGCAUUCACAGUCAACACCAUAGUUAAGCAUGAAUCUUUUAUUAUCAACCAAAAUUUCAUCUGCCAUUGAAUAAAGAACAAAUAAUUUUUCAUUACAUUAUUUAACAAAGAUGGUUAGAUUACACAACUUGUGAAAAACCAUGAUAAAUUUCCCAUGUAACAUUGCGAGUGUUUACUGGCAACAGAAAUUCUAAAUUAUUCUGAGUUAUAUGCACUUGUUAAAGGACAAACACUUUUAUUCAUAGUUCUUAAUGAAAGUUGUGAUCUAACAUGUCUCUGAAAAGCUUAUGAACAGGAGUACACAUGAGAAUUAAGUAAAUACUGUUAAGAAUGUUGAGACACAUGGAAAGAAUUUCACAUUCCUAUUUCUUUCAACUAUGACACAGCCCAAUUAUUGGUUGAAUGUAUUAUACCUUAUUUAUUGAAAUUAUGUUAUCAUUUUUCUAUAGUUAAUUGCAUUGUAUUUUUGUUUGUAAACCUGUGUAUAACACUUUCUUUUCAUGUGAGAUUCCAUUACCCAAUAGAAGAAAACUUCAUACAAGUGCCUAGUGGUUUCUUUUGAUAAUUUAUUUAUUUACUUCAAAAGGACUCUUAGGUAUAUAUUGAAUAGUUAUCUCACAUGAAGAGACAGUUUGGUAUUUCUCAUUAUUAAGUAAUGUACACACCUUCAAUAAGAAACAACAUAGUUUUUUUAAGGUGUAUCUAAUUUUGUGGGAAAUACCUAUAGAUAAGGUAAAAUAAGUAAUUAGAACUUCUGACUUUGUUAGUUUUUGUACAACACAAAAACAAAGCAAUACUGUAUUUUUAAGAGACGUAGACUUGUUUAUUUGAGUCAGAAUUUCACUUGCAAGACUAAAAAUAAUGACACCAUUUUUAUACCAGAUAUAUUGUAAAAAUGACGUUUUCUUGAUGAUUGUAUUGACUGUAACUGUUGAAUCUUAUUGGAUCGUUUUGUAGAACUUAGAUUUGUAAAUGAAAAGCUUCAGUCAGUGAAGUAAAAUUUAUAGUAAAAUCUUCA